AAUUUCCUCCGGGGGCACGGAAGUUGCUAGUUUGUCAGGGAGGAGGCCUUUAUCAAGUUUACCUGCGGCGAGGUCCUCCCGGGCUCAGGGACACAUAGCGUUCGCAGCAAUUCUGCAUCAGGACUAACGUGCGCCGGGCUCCCCUUGUGGAUUCCGAGCCCGAGUGCCCUAACGUUCAACAGCUUGACAUCCCAGGUUCACUCGGCUUCCGAGGAAUUAGGCGACCAGGUUGAGUUUGGAGAAUUGGUGGGGACUCUUGCAGCCAAAAGUAACAUUUUCUAGUUCUUCCUGUCCUCCACAGAGCCAUCAAGAAACCGACAAUGUUUCCUUGAGUUUUCUUCGGUAUUUGCUUCAUCAAUGUCUCUGAUAUUGAACAUUUUAAGAGAGAUGCUGGAAUAUUUUGGUGUUCCCGUAGACCAGUUUUUGCAGGUUUGGGGAAGUAAACACUAUGGAUCAACCCGGAGUCUUGUUCGUAUUAUAGGAAGAAUGCUUCCUUUAGAACCAUGUCCCAGACCCAGUUUUGAGUUGUUACCAGUCUUGAACUGUGACAAUGACUGUGGUUCUCUAGUUCCAUCUUUUGCUGAUAUUUUAUGUGUGGCAAAUGAUGAGGAAGCCAGUUACCAAAGAUUUCGAAAUAGUUCGUGGAAAAAUGAAGAGGAGAAAAUGGAGUUUUCCUAUCAUUCACAACCAGUUUGGGAUCUAUCAUCACCUGCUCUAAGAUACAACAAACCAGUUAAAAGUAUUCGUCCUGCAAAUGAUGCCGCAAUUAAAAAAAUAGCUGCUCUUGAAGAUGAGUUAGCUUUUCUUCGUUCUCAGAUUGCUACAAUUGUGAAAAUGCAGACAUUGGGAAACAGUACAAAUUCUGGCUCCUUUGACUUUAACGAUGAUCCUAGUGAUUUGGGACAAACACAGUCGUCAGGAACUGCUCAACUGAAUGUUGAAUCAGAGCCACUUUCAAGUUCAGUGCAUGCCUUUCCUCCUCCUCCACCACCACCACCACUGCCAUCUGAGAUGCCUUCUCUACAGCUUCCUUCUUCUCUCCAGCUAGGAUCUAAUAAUACAUGUGACUCAAAUAAUUCAGCAGCUGAAAUGAAAAAACAACAGCAUCCAGAUUUUAGUAAGAAGAAUUAUAAUCAGCAUUCAAAAAACCAGAAAAGUAAAGAGGUUCCAAACAUGUUGGAUGUUCUAAAGGAUAUGAAUAAAGUUAAACUUCGUGCUGUUGAGCGAUCACCUGGAGGUAGACCCAUUCAUAAGCGGAAAAGACGCAGUUCAGAUUGGGACCCAGUGUCUUUAAUAUCCCAUGCACUGAGGCAGAAAUUUGCAUUUCAAGCAGAUGAUUCCUUUGAUAAAGAAAAUAGGUCUUGGGAAUCUUCUCCAUUUUCUAGUCCGGAAACAUCAAGGGUUGGACAUCACAUUUCACAUUCAGAACAGUGAACUAAAGGAAGAACUUAGAAGUGCAAAAGGUGCUGAUCAAGAUGUGAAUGUAGCUGUGUCUAUAGACUUAAGAAGGGAUGAUGGCAGACAUAUAGCCUGUAUUUCCUUUAUUGCAUCUUAAAGGACUACAUCUUCUAUCUGAUAUCUGAGUGUGGUGAUCUGAACAAUCUUAGUUCUUAAGAAUAGCUAUCUCUGGUUUUUAGAAGAUCCAACAUUUAGGAAGCUAUUGCUUGGUACCUAGAAGUAUAGAUUUUUUUCCAUGUAUGUUAAUGUCAUUAAAAGCUGAAUAUAUACUUAAAAUGCUUUUUUCUAAGUGUUACAUAGUAAGUGAUGUUAUUUCUCAGCAAACAUCAGAAUGUCACUACCAGGUGACAGAAACCAUUUUAAUUAAUACAAACUAAAUCUAUAUUUGGAUUUUUAAAAAGUAUUGUUAUAUAUUUUAAAGAGAAUCAUAUAGUUUGAACCUUAUAAUAUAUAUAUUUUUUUGAAUCAUUUUUUUUGUUUGUUUUUUAUUCCCUUUUGUUGCCCUGGUUAUUUUAUUGUUGUAGUUAUUACUGAUGUUAUUUGUUAUCGUUGUUGGAUAGGACAGAGAGAAAUGGAGAGAGGAGGGGAAGACAGAGAGGAGGAAAGACAGACACCUGCAGACCUGCUUCACCGCCUGUGAAGCGACUCCCCUGCAGGUGGGGAGCUGGGGGCUCGAACCGGGAUCCUUACGCUGGUCCCUGCACUCUGCACCACAUGCGCUUAACCCGCUACGCCACCGCCCGACUCCCUGAACCUUAUAAUAUUUUUUUCCUGACUUUAUAAUUAUUUUUUGAAACUGAUUUUGACUGUUAAAUGCCAGAAGUAGAAGGAUUUUAAAAAUCUCCUUGAUAAGUCUACUGACAUUUGCUAUGUAAAUAAUACAUGUGCCUAGCAUAUAGUUACCUUUGCUGUUUAUUACAUUUAUAUUCUGCUGCUUUGUAAAUAAACUUGGUUUUGAACUUGG
Erinaceus europaeus (western European hedgehog) is the source of this 2422-nucleotide messenger RNA. It is a transcript of the gene MTFR2, whose product is annotated as mitochondrial fission regulator 2. Gene Ontology annotation, biological process: mitochondrial fission; aerobic respiration. The record is from RefSeq and is a predicted model, not a curated record. The coding region runs from base 358 to 1434 and encodes 358 amino acids. The transcript is spliced from 8 exons. Gene Ontology annotation, cellular component: mitochondrion. Lineage: Eukaryota; Metazoa; Chordata; Mammalia; Eulipotyphla; Erinaceidae.